This is a messenger RNA of Colletotrichum truncatum, 4212 nucleotides long. RefSeq names its product phosphoribosylformylglycinamidine synthase. The record is from RefSeq and is a predicted model, not a curated record. Gene Ontology annotation, biological process: 'de novo' IMP biosynthetic process. Gene Ontology annotation, molecular function: phosphoribosylformylglycinamidine synthase activity. Lineage: Eukaryota; Fungi; Ascomycota; Sordariomycetes; Glomerellales; Glomerellaceae.
AUGCCGCCUCCGAAAGACUCACUCAGAAUGCUGCAAAACUUAUCUUUAUCGCCAACCCUCAAUUCGGGCGAGAAUUCCCCAUUGAUCGCAGGCCGCUCUCCGUGUCCUACCCCGACCCGGGCCAAAAUGGAGUUCCUCACUCUCGUUGGCGCUUCGGCUUUUACGCCGAAGCAGGCCGAAGAGCUCAAGACGCGCAUCAACAAGCACGCUGCCGUCUCCAACAAGGUCGCCCACGUCGAGGGCAUCUGGAUGUACUACGUCCACCUCAAGAACAGCGACAACAACCUCAUUGUCCAACAGAAGUUGACAAAAUGGCUGGGCCUGCCCGACCAGACCACCGCCCAGAUUGCCGCCAACACCGACACUUCAAAGACGUAUUACAUUGCCCCGCGGAACAUCUCUCCUUGGUCUUCCAAGGGCACCAGCAUCACUCAUGUGUGCGGCCUGGUAAACCACAUUGACCGUAUUGAGCGUGGUAGAGCCAUCACCAUCACCUUCGAGCAGCCCCCGUCCGGUGAUGAAAUCGACUUCAAGGAUGUCGUCUAUGAUCGUAUGACCGAGACCAUCAGCCUGUCCCAACCUGACCUCUCCGCAAUGUUCAUUGAGGGCCAGAGAUAUCCUCUGGAAAUCGUCGACAUCUUCGGCUCCGAUGCCAACCCCGUGGACACCCUCAGGGCUUACAACAAGCAGUUCGGCCUCGCCCUGGAUGACUCUGAAAUCGAGUACCUCGUCGAGGUCUUCAAGCGUCUCGGAAGAAACCCCCAUGAUGUGGAGCUCUUCAUGUUCGCUCAGGUCAACUCGGAGCACUGCCGUCACAAGCAGUUCAAUGCCAACUGGACCAUUGAUCAGGUCCAGAUGGGCAACAGUCUCUUUGAAAUGAUCAAGAACACACACAAGUCUAACCCUGAGUACACUGUCUCCGCCUACAGCGACAACGCUGCUGUUCUCCAGGGUGAGACUGCCAACUUCUGGGCCCCUGACUACUCCACCGGUAGCUGGAAGCUCACCAAGGAGGUGGUGCACGUUCUCGUCAAGGUUGAGACUCACAACCACCCUACCGCCAUCUCUCCCUUCCCCGGUGCUGCUACUGGUGCCGGAGGUGAGAUUCGCGACGAAGGCGCCGUCGGUCGUGGCUCUGCUCCCAAGGCCGGCCUGUGCGGUUUCUGGGUUUCCGACCUGCUGAUUCCCGACGAGAACGCCCCCUGGGAGGUUGACUUGGGUAAGCCUGCCCACUUCGCCAGCAGUCUCGACAUCAUGCUCGAGGCCCCUAUCGGCAGUGCUCGCUUCAACAACGAGUUCGGUAGACCCUGCCUGCUUGGCUGCUUCCGUACUCUCCUCACCAAUGUUGGUAAGGAGGAGUCGCCCGAGUGGCGCGGUUACCACAAGCCCAUCAUGAUUGCCGGAGGUGUCGGAACUGUCCGCCCUCAGCACGCUCUCAAGGAGGUCGGUGACGUUCACGACGGCGCUCACGCCAUUGUUCUCGGUGGCCCUGCCAUGCUCAUUGGUCUUGGAGGAGGUGCCGCCUCUUCCAGCGCCUCGAACGAGGACACCGCUGAGUUGGAUUUUGCCAGUGUCCAGCGUGGCAACCCUGAGAUGGAGAGACGCGCCCAGAUGGUCAUUGACACUUGCGCUGCCCUCGGCGAGCAGAACCCCAUCGCCAUGAUCCACGACGUCGGCGCUGGUGGUCUUUCAAACGCCCUUCCCGAGCUGGUCAAGGACGCCGGCUUUGGCGGCAAGUUUGAGCUCCGACAGGUUCACUGCGCAGACAGCAGCAUGAGCCCCUUGCAGAUCUGGUGUAACGAGGCUCAGGAGCGAUACGUCUUGCUCGUCAACAAGGAGAACCUCAACCGAUUUGUCAGCAUCUGCCGCCGUGAACAAUGCCCCUUCUCCGACGUGGGAACUGUCGUCGCCAAGGACGCCGAGGGCAACGCCAAGCUGACCCUCAGCGACCGCGACUCCCCUGAGCACCCGAUGCCCAUCGACCUGCCCUUCGACGCCCUUUUCCCUCCCGGCCGCCGCCUGGAGCGUGUCGUCGAGUCCCGCAGACUGGACCUGCCGGCCUUCAACGCCGCUUCCGCCCUCACAGCAGCCGUCAGUGGCGAGGCCACCGAUGCCGCUCUCAUCACUGCCGCCACCGAGCGUGUCCUCCGCAUGCCCGCCGUCGGCUCCAAGUCCUUCCUCAUUACCAUCGGUGACAGAACCGUCGGCGGUCUCUCCGUCCGUGACCAGAUGGUCGGCCCCUGGCAGACUCCCGUUGCCGACUGCGCCGUCACCGCCACCUCCUUCAGCCUGGGUUCCAACACCCGCACUGGUGAGGUCAUGGCCAUGGGCGAGAAGCCUCAAUUGGCUCUCAUCUCCCCUGCCGCGUCCGCCCGCAUGGCUGUCGCGGAGAGUUUGCUCAACCUCGGUGCUGCCGACAUCCUCGGCAACCUGAGCCGCGUCAAGCUGUCCGCCAACUGGAUGGCCGCCGUCAACCACCCCGGUGAGGGUGCUGGUCUCUACGAGGCCGUCAAGGCCAUUGGUAUGGAACUUUGCCCCCAGCUCAAGAUUUCCAUCCCCGUCGGCAAGGACUCUACUUCGAUGAAGGCAUCCUGGAAGGACCGCGAGUCCGGCGAGGCCAAGAGCGUUACCGCGCCCAUGUCCGUCAUCAUCACAGCUGCUACCGUGGUUGAGGACGUACGCAACACCUGGACUCCCCAGCUUCGUCGUGUCGAGGACGUCGGUGAGACGAUCCUCAUGUACGUCGACCUCGCCGAGGGCAAGAAGGCCAUGGGCGGUUCCGCCCUGGCGCAAUCACUGGGACAAAUGGGCAACGAGGCACCGGACGUUCGCAACGUUGAUCUUAUUACAGACUACUUUGACGCUCUGCAGCAGCUCCACAAGAGCGGCGUUGUUCUCGCCUACCACGAUGUCUCCGACGGUGGUCUCCUGACUACCAUCGCCGAGAUGAUGUUCGCCGGCCGCUGCGGCGUGGACGUCAUGCUCGACGACAUCGCCAAGUCCGGCUCUUCCACCGAUAUCCUCGAGGCCCUCUUCCACGAGGAGCUCGGCGCCGUCUUCCAGGUGCGCAAGGAGGACGAGAUCAACUUCAAGCGUUGCUUCGCCACCUGCGGUCCCCCGCCCGGCCUUAUCCGCAAGUUCGGUGUUGUCAAGCCCAAGUCUAACCAGUCGCUCACGAUUCGCUACGGAGGAGCCGCACCUGUUGUCAGCUUGGACCGCGCCCAGAUGCAGCAAUGGUGGUCGAGGACGUCGUACGCCAUGCAGAAGGAGAGAGACGACCCGGCGUGCGCCGACAGCGAGUACGCCACCGUCUCCGACUCGACCGACCCUGGUCUGUCGUACAACCUCACCUUCAACCCGUCGGAGAACAUCAUGCCCCUGACGGCCACUCUGGGCAGCCUCGUCCGCAAGGCGCCUCGUGUGGCUAUUCUCCGCGAGGUCGGCGUCAACAGCCAUCGCGAGAUGGCCUUCGCCUUCAAGGCGGCCGGCUUCGACCCCAUCGACGUUCACAUGUCGGACAUUCUCGCUGGCCGGUCGCUGGCGGACUUCGUCGGUGUUGCAGCGGGCGGUGGCUUCUCGUACGGUGACGUCUUUGGCGCCGGUGUAGGCUGGGCCCAAUCCAUCCUCGAGCACAAGCACGCGCGUCAGGAGUUUGAGAGCUUCUUCAAGCGGCCCGACACCUUCGCCUUGGGCGUCUGCAACGGUUGCCAGAUGAUCACUCGCCUCAAGGAACUGAUCCCGGGAACCGAAAACUGGCCCACGUUCGUCGAGAACGCCAGCAGGCAGUUCGAGGCUCGCUUCACCAUGGUCAAGAUUGACGAGUCCCGCGCGGCGACGCCUUCCGUCUUCCUCAACGGCAUGAACGGCUCGUCCUUCCCCAUCGCCGUCUCACACGGCGAGGGUCGUGCCUCCUUCUCCAACCCCAACUCCCUUGAGGAGCUGGGCGGUGAGGGCCUCAUCCCUCUCAGGUACGUCGACAACCGCCUGCGCGUCGCAGAGCCGGAAAGCUACCCGUACAACCCGAACGGUAGCCCUGGCGGCGUGGCUGGUGUCAGGAGCAGGGACGGUAGGGUCUUUGCGCUCAUGCCUCACCCCGAGCGGACCAUCAUGGCGGACGUCGGCAGCUACGUUCCCCCGGAGCAGGUCGAGGCCUGGGGCGAAUUCGGACCGUGGAUCAGGAUGUUCAAGAGCGCCAGACGCUGGGUGGGCUGA